Molecule: messenger RNA, 2266 nt
Organism: Alternaria alternata
Lineage: Eukaryota; Fungi; Ascomycota; Dothideomycetes; Pleosporales; Pleosporaceae
Product: mannosyl transferase
Exons: 4
Coding region: 84-1862 (592 amino acids)
Biological process (GO): protein N-linked glycosylation
Cellular component (GO): endoplasmic reticulum membrane
Molecular function (GO): alpha-1,2-mannosyltransferase activity
Source: RefSeq, a predicted model, not a curated record
UGUCAGUGAAAGUGCAUUCUGUGUGCUUUCGAUGGAGAUUCGCCAGCGCCUUGGAUUCGCCCUUUGCAUGCCCAACUGCUGAAAUGUCUACUACCCGCCCGAAGACGGCGCAUCAGACGGCUGAUGCACCGCCUCAGCUCUCUACCUUUGCAGUUUUCUGCGUAUUCUCCUUCGCCAAUCUCGUCGCUGCCGCAUUCUCUCCGAUCCAAGACUGCGACGAAGUCUUCAAUUACUGGGAACCAAGCCACUACCUCAACCAUGGCUACGGUCUCCAGACUUGGGAGUACUCUCCCGACUACGCCAUCCGAAGUUGGGCCUAUACUGCCAUACACUCGCUUGUGAUUGGGCUCGCGAUGCUACCUAUGCAGUCGCUAGGCUUGCAAAGAUCCAAAGUCUUCGAGUUCUAUUUCCUGCGAGCCGUUCUGGCGGUAGUCUGUGCAGCAUGCCAGACUCGCAUGUACACUGCUAUUAGAAAGACGUUCGAGGUGCGGGUCGCAUCGUUCUUUGCGAUGAUCAUGGUUAUAAGUCCGGGCAUGUACCAUGCUGCCCCUGCAUACCUCCCGUCGAGUUUCGCCAUGAAUUGUGCAAUGCUUGGAUUUGCGUCUUUCAUGGACUGGUCUAAAAGCACCAUGAGGACUGCCCAGGGUAUUACAUGGUUCGCUGUAGGCAGUGCCCUGGGUUGGCCUUUUGCAGGCGCUCUCGCUCUGCCAUUCAUUGCAGAAGACGUCAUUGCGGGCCUAUUCACUGGCACAAUUCUAGAAAGUUUGCGGAGAGUACUACUCAAUGGCGCGAGCAGAGCACUCGUCGUUGUACUCUUACAAACCGUCAUCGACUCGCUCUUCUACAGGAAGCUCGUGUGCGUGCCACUGAACAUUGUACUUUACAACGUCUUCAGUGGGGGUAGCAGAGGCCCUGAUAUCUAUGGCGUGGAGCCAUGGCACUUCUACGUUCGCAACCUGGCCCUGAACUUUAACAUAUGGUUCUUUCUUGCGUUGGCUGCUCUACCACUACUACUUAUCCAGUAUCUUGUCUUUGACCGGGCUGUUUAUCGCAGCACGCUCACCAGAUCUAUCACUUUCGUCAGCCCAUUUUACUUAUGGUUAACGAUAUUCACGGUCCAGCCUCACAAAGAAGAGAGAUUUAUGUACCCUGCAUACCCAGCCCUAGCCUGGAACGCAGCCCUCUCCUUGCACAUCUUGCUAGCCAACUUUGGCUCGAUGGACCCACGACGUCUAGUAAGCAAGAUACCUCCGAUGGUGAAGCUUGUCAUUGUCUGUAUACCUGUGCUUCUGUCUUUAAACCUGGGCAUUCUAAGGAUCAACGGCCACAUGUCCGCAUACUCAGCACCACUGAAAGUUUACAAGCCAUUGUUCGACCCGGCAGUCGCCCAUCCAGGAGACACUGUGUGUCUAGGGAAGGAGUGGUAUCGCUUUCCGUCUUCGUUCAACUUACCUCAGGGAGUUCGUGCCAAAUUUAUCAAGAGCGAAUUCUCCGGUCUUCUGCCAGGCGAGUUCAGCGAGGCUGACGCCGCUCUCGGAAUGUUCCCUGGCACAUGGUUGGUCCCGUCUGGAAUGAACGACGAAAACUUGGAAGAUCCUAGCAAAUAUACCAACAUCGACCAGUGCGACUUUAUUGUUGACUCGCGCUCUGCUGGAGCUCCUCCAACAUCCCUCGAGCCUGAUUAUGUCUCCAAUACAGAAGAAUGGGAGGCCUUGAAAUGUCUUCCUUUCCUGGACGCAAGCAAGACACAUACUAUUAGUCGCAUGCUUUGGGUCCCAGAUCUACCCGUGAUCCCGGCUAAGUUCCGCCGCCAAUGGGGCGAUUACUGCCUGUUGCAACGCAGGGGUCAAAAGAGCGCAUAGCAUAGAUGUGGUACUGCGGGUCGUCUGAUAUAAUGUGUAGUCAAUUAGGUCCUGUUAGAUAGAGGAGCAAGGGACAAGAAGGCAACUCUUCUUGCCGAAUGCCGACGCGCUCCAACUUGACCAGACGCACUCGACAGCCGUUACAUUCCCUGAUCACCUUACCCACAGGGUACGAGGAAGCUCGGUCCUGUUAUCGAGGGUGACGACCAGCUCUGUUCGGUGCUUCGCGUCGAUAGACACCAAGUCUAACCGAGUGGGGUAUUGCUUUCCCCGCCUAGACUGGGAGAUAACCACCACUGACGACACAUGCGCGACAACCCCACACUGUCAUGGGUCGUUAUCGCAGGAAUUCAUUGGCUUGUAUAUAUGCUGAAACAAUAAAAGGAAGCUAUUUUACACACCUC